CCCUUUCUCAGUCUUGAGGACUGUGCAGAUGUUGCUCGCCGGUAUGGCUUUCUUGUAGACCUGGAUAGAGAGGAGUGUCAGGAGGCCAAGAGAAAGGCAGAAACUUUAAUGGUCCUCAUGAAAGAAAUGAAAUUGUCUGAAAUGAAGGAGAAAUUACUGCCCCUUCAAGGAGAACUUUGGCACCAGUGGUGUGAGAAGGAUAAGGAGCUUUGUCACCUGAGAGAGAAAGGGAACUGUAGCCUUGAACAGCAAAAGAGUGAAAUUGAGACAGAAAAGCAAAUAAUAAGGCAAACCCAGCUAAGGAGGGCAUUUCCUCUCAAUGACUUAAUGCGAUCUGUGUUGGAAGUCCUCCAAUCUCACUCAGAGAGAGACAACAAAACUGAAUUGUACUUCCUGCAGUGGCUGGGCAUGUUUUUGGACACCCUGACCAAAAGUCACCUGGAAAUGCUUUAUAAGAGGCACAAGCAGUUGUGUUCCCAGGCAUUGGCAGAAAACCAAAAGGGAUCAAAGAAUGUCUCCUCAAAUCACCACCAAAUGGAACUAGAAACUGUCUCUAAGGAGAUUAGGGAUUCCUCAUUGGGUAUUGAACAUCUCCUCAGAGAAGUUGGCCAGAUCUAUGAAGCUUUGGAAGAAGUUUCAUCCCAAAGGCAUAUUGUGUUCUUCUCUCUUCCUCAAAUUGCUGCUGAUCUGAUGGUUUCUGGGUACCCCCUUGAGCUGAUGGAUGGGGAUGCUUCCUAUGUACCCCUGAAGUGGGUGGCAGCUGUUUUUGACAGAUUAAUUGAGAAAAUUGGAGACAAAAAACUCUUUGUUCUCUCUGUUCUUGGUCUGCAAAGCACAGGGAAGUCCACUCUGCUGAAUGCUAUGUUUGGCUUACAGUUCCAUGUCAGUGCGGGGCGAUGCACACGAGGAGCCUACAUGCAGUUUGUGAAGGUGGAGGAGACCCUGCAGGAAGAGCUGGGCUUUGACUUUUUCCUUGUGGUUGACACAGAAGGACUCCGGGCCCCAGAACUCAUG
Molecule: messenger RNA, 1014 nt
Organism: Gracilinanus agilis (Agile Gracile Mouse Opossum)
Lineage: Eukaryota; Metazoa; Chordata; Mammalia; Didelphimorphia; Didelphidae
Product: interferon-induced very large GTPase 1-like
Exons: 1
Molecular function (GO): GTP binding
Source: RefSeq, a predicted model, not a curated record